UAACCGAUAAAUGUUGAUCGUGUAAAUGGUACGCAUGUGUCCCGUGUACAACGUAAUAAAAAAUAUAAAUAAAAAAUACAAAUAGUCUGGGAUUGUCUGGGAUAACGGGGUGUGACGUGCAAGUUGGAAGAAAAGAAAGACAUAAAAUUAAAAAUUCACGACAAAAGCAUUGUCAAUUGUCAUUAUUUUCUUUUAACCAAUAUAAUCAACAGUUUAAUAAGUUUAUAACAAUUAUUUUAUUGAAAAAUGGAGGGAAAUAAAAGGAUUAAGCAAAUGCAUUUGCCAUUAUUAGAAACCAAUGGAUCCACCAUGAACGAGGAUUCUGAUCGAUCCAUCAACAUUUUGCCUGAUGAAUGUUUGAUAUUAAUUUGUUCACAUCUCUCAUCCAUUGAUAGAUUAAACAUGGAAAAAGUUUGUCAAAGUUGGAAAGCGAGUGUCAGUCCAUUAAUCUGGAAUAACAUUACUAAAUUUGAUGCUCGCGGGUAUCAACAGUUGACUGUUGAAAGGUUGAUAACUCGAUGUGGAAGAUUUUUAAAAGAUUUGAUUCUUGAUUCAUCAUGUGAUUACAGUAUAUUUCCAAUUGUUGGUGAACAUUGUAUUAAUCUUGUCAAUUUUGAUUUUGGUUUACGACCAAAUUUUGAAGAAAUGUAUUUUCGUAAUUCAUUCAACAACAUGAAGAAGCUCAAAUCAAUAAAAAUUUGGGCUGAUGACAGUAAUUCUAUUGAUAAUUUAGCUCAUAUUUUCCAUAGUAUUCAUAAUGACAUUGAAGAAAUUUCAUUUUUUACACCUCUAAAAUAUGUAAAACCUAUGUCAAAAAGAUGGCCUAAUGUAUUCGAAAAAUUUACAACACUUCGUAAAAUUUUAAUGUUUCAUUGUGAGCUUAAUGAUGAAAUUAUAGAUAUGAUUAAUAAAAAAAAAACAACACUUACCGAAUUGACAUUGAUUUAUUCAUGUUUUUGGAGCUCCAUUCAAUUGGAUCUUCCAAAUUUAGAAUCUUUGUGUCUACGACAUUGUCCCGUUGUUAUUGAAAAUUGUUUGAUUAACGGUGUACCAAAUAAUUUCAAACAAUUAAGUAUUGUAAAUCUUGGUUUGUCCGUUUCAAAUGAUAUGAUAUCACAAGAGACAGUUUCUCGUAUUGGAAAACAAAAUUUAAAAAAACUGCGUUUGGACAACACCAGCUUUUGUUUUGGUAAAUUAACGAAAAAUUUAUUCAAUCUCAAAUUUUUGGAUUGUGCUCGUUGUGUCGCCGUAACAGAUUCUAAUAUAAUAACUGUUUUAAAAAAUUGUAAAAAUAUUCAAUUUUUAUAUCUUGUUGGUACUAGUAUUACUGUAAACACUCUUUGCUUUGCUGUUGAUGUUGUUAAUCAACGUGAGCGAGGACCUCCACUAAUUAUUAGUGUUAAUAGAAAUGUUUAUGAUGAUUUUUUUAAGAAAGAUGGUGUUAUAAUUCCUCAUUUAUUGGCUAUUAAAAAAGUUGUGUAA
Molecule: messenger RNA, 1482 nt
Organism: Aphidius gifuensis
Lineage: Eukaryota; Metazoa; Arthropoda; Insecta; Hymenoptera; Braconidae
Exons: 3
Coding region: 247-1482 (411 amino acids)
Biological process (GO): SCF-dependent proteasomal ubiquitin-dependent protein catabolic process
Cellular component (GO): SCF ubiquitin ligase complex
Molecular function (GO): protein binding
Source: RefSeq, a predicted model, not a curated record